CAGAAGCCGGCUGGCCAGCACAGAAGAGACCAUGAGUGGCAGGGUGGGAGAUCUGAGCCCCAGGCAGGCAGAGGCAUUAGGCAAGGUUUGGCAUGUCUGUGCCUGGCCCAGUGACUGAAUCCUCCCUCACACCAAGAGUUCCGUGAGAACCUCCAGGACGUGCUGCCCUCCCUUCCCAAUCAUGACGACUACUUCCUCUUGCGCUGGCUCAGAGCUCGAUGUUUCGACCUGCAGAAAUCCGAGGCCAUGAUCCGCAAGUAUGUUGAGGUUCGGAAGCACAUGGAUGCUGACAACAUCAUCAACUGGCGCCCCCCGGAGGUGAUUCAGAAGUACAUGUCUGGGGGGAUGUGUGGGUAUGACUGGGAUGGCUGCCCCAUCUGGUACGAGAUCAUUGGGCCCCUUGACGCCAAAGGCAUCCUCUUAUCAGCCUCCAAACAAGAUCUGCUCAAAAACAAGUACCGUGACUGUGAAAUGCUGCUUCAGGAGUGUGACAAGCAGACCCAGAAGCUGGGGAAGAGGGUUGAGAUGGUUAUGAUGAUCUAUGACUGUGAGGGGCUGGGCCUGAAGCAUCUUUCGAAGCCAGCCGUGGAGGCGUAUGGAGAGCUUCUGUCCAUGUUUGAGGAGAACUAUCCCGAGACCCUGAAGCGCCUGUUUGUAAUUAAAGCUCCCAAGCUCUUCCCUGUGGCCUACAACCUCAUCAAGCACUUCCUGAGCGAAGACACCCGUAAGAAGAUUGUCGUCCUGGGAGCAAACUGGAAGGAGGUCUUGCAGAAGUACAUCGCCCCCGAGGAGAUCCCUGUGGUGUAUGGGGGAACCCUCCGGGACCCAGAUGGGAACCCCAAGUGUGUGACCAAGAUUAACUACGGCGGUGACAUCCCCAAGAAGUACUAUGUGCGGGACCAGCUGAAACAGCAGUAUGAGCACUUAGUGGUAGUGAACCGGGGCUCCUCCCACCAGGUGGAGUAUGAGAUCCUCUUCCCAGGCUGCGUCCUCAGGUGGCAGUUCAUGUCCGAAGGGGCUGACGUGGGCUUUGGGGUCUAUCUGAAGACUAGAAUUGGGGAGCGGCAGCGAGCUGGUGAGAUGAUGGAGGUGCUUCCAAACCAACGCUACAAUGCCCACCUGGUGCCUGAGGACGGUUCCCUCACCUGUUCUGUGGCCGGCAUCUAUGUUCUGCGGUUUGACAACACUUACAGCUACCUCCAUGCCAAGAAGGUCAGCUACACAGUGGAGGUUCUGCUGCCAGACAAGAAGUCAGAGGAGCAGAUCCAGCAACUGGAAGAGACCAUGAAUGAGUUGGACCUCAACAAUGCCCACCAGUGAUGGCUCUUAGAGCUCCCUCAUCGUCUGACCCCCACCGCCAGCCCCACUCCCAUCUCUCUCUGCACAAGCAAACCCAGGGCUUCCCCCAGACCCACCCAGCCAUGGGGAAGUGAAAGAGGAACCAUUCUCUAGAGAACCUCUGCUAGUUGCCAUUAGAACAUUCAGGCACCUUCUCUGGAGUGAUCUUUUGGGCAUUCCCUCAUCCUGGACUGCCUGCAGAGGGGGUGUUUGUAGGCAGGGGCAGGGAUGCUGCAGAGUGGAAGGUUUCCAUCUCUUCCUUGCAGCUACCUAGAAUGAACAUAGCUGAGCUGGGAAGUCAGCGUCUGGGAUCUAGCAAUCUGUGCCCAGACAUGCACCAGUUCAGGUUGCCAAUCUAGCCAGCAUCUGCCAGGUUAAUCUGUCCCUGAUCUGAACUCUGGGCUUUAAGCACCUGGGGUUAGGGGAGGGUCAUGGGGUGUUCAGGAGGGAAACUCCUUCUAUUAUCAGUAGGUUUGUCCUCGACAUGGGCUGAGCUGAAAACAUGGGGGGAAAGGGGCCCUUCUUGGCACUUCUAUAGCACAAUGAGGUGCAACAGCUGAGAGCCCAAGUCUUAGGGUGGUAGCAGCUGGUGUUGGUGGCAAGGCCCUGGCCAUCCAGGCGGGCAGAGUGCCCCUUCUUCCCCACCCUUCCAAAAACCUCCCCAGCACUUGUCUGUAUAAUUCAGUGCCUUGCUCAUUAACAUUCACACCUAACAAAGGGCUGGAGUUUCCCUGGGCCCAGUGGAUCCAGGCUCCACAGUCCCAGGGGGCAUCGAUAUCCAUAGCACCAUAGUGAGGCUUGCACUGGGCUCCCAUGGCCCCCCAGUAUGCCCUAGAGGGGCAGGGAU
This is a messenger RNA of Chelonoidis abingdonii (Abingdon island giant tortoise), 2185 nucleotides long. It is a transcript of the gene SEC14L2, whose product is annotated as SEC14 like lipid binding 2. Gene Ontology annotation, cellular component: cytoplasm. Lineage: Eukaryota; Metazoa; Chordata; Testudines; Testudinidae. The record is from RefSeq and is a predicted model, not a curated record.